AUGAAAAAUUCACAAAGAAUCACACCGAAAAUUCCCGAUGGGAUGGUGGAAUUAAUGAAAAACCUCGCGAAAAGUGUGUUAAAAGAGCAACCGGAGAAUAUUUAUGUGUUUGCAGCAGAGUAUUUUGAAAAUUUGGUUCGUGAACGAGAUGGAAGUUUAAAUAAAGGAUAUACAACAUUUCGUAAGUUCGAUGAUGAGAAUGCAUUGCAAAGUGGUGUUGAUGUGUGUCCCCGAUGCAAUUGCAUAUUGCAUCCCAAACGAAAGGAUGAAGAGCCCAUUGACGAUGAUUCUUCACCAAGAAUUGAUGAUGAAAACGCACUCGACAUGAGUGUCAAUGGUGUUGCAAUAAAAGCUGUUCCACGCGACGGUGUGUAUCAAUGGAUAGUGCAAUUGAAGAUGAUGGCAAAUCGAUAUCACCAAAACCAAAUGGAAAAUCACAACAACAAUCAGCCGAUUCACAGAGAUGUUUAUUCGAUAUAA
Contarinia nasturtii (swede midge) is the source of this 480-nucleotide messenger RNA. Its product is annotated as sperm surface protein Sp17-like. Gene Ontology annotation, molecular function: calmodulin binding. Bases 1 to 480 code for a protein of 159 amino acids. NCBI's taxonomy places the organism in Eukaryota, Metazoa, Arthropoda, Insecta, Diptera, Cecidomyiidae. The transcript is spliced from 2 exons. The record is from RefSeq and is a predicted model, not a curated record.